This is a messenger RNA of Suillus discolor, 1445 nucleotides long. Its product is annotated as ZIP-like iron-zinc transporter. Gene Ontology annotation, molecular function: zinc ion transmembrane transporter activity. The record is from RefSeq and is a predicted model, not a curated record. Bases 236 to 1243 code for a protein of 335 amino acids. The transcript has 8 exons. NCBI's taxonomy places the organism in Eukaryota, Fungi, Basidiomycota, Agaricomycetes, Boletales, Suillaceae. Gene Ontology annotation, biological process: zinc ion transmembrane transport. Gene Ontology annotation, cellular component: plasma membrane.
GCGAACUCGUGGGACUAUCUAGUAGAAACAGGGUGGCGAAUGGACGACGACGUGAGGGCAUGUGUAGAUUCCCAAAUCAGGGGGUCCAUGUUACAGCCCUGAGCAGUGAGGACCCUCCCGGUCAUGAAAAUCAGAGGGGAUAUUUAAUGUUCACAAGCACCACCAAAUUCCUCCCAGAGCAUUCCCUUUUCUCUCUGACUCGCCAAGAUCGUGAAACGCAGCCUCACUUCAAAUCAUGUCGGAUCUAAACUGCGGUUCUGGUGGAGGCGCGACUACAUAUGCACAGUUGCGGAUCGCAUCGAUCUUCAUCAUCCUUGUCGGAUCGACUAGCGGUGCACUUUUUCCAGUGCUUGCUAACCGGACAAGCUGGCUUCACGUCCCCAAAGCCGUCUUUGACUUUGCCAAAUACUUUGGUUCCGGUGUUAUCAUAGCUACAGCCUUUAUUCAUCUCCUCAGCCCCGCCAUGAGUGAGCUUUCAUCACCAUGCCUGUCACCGGCUUGGCUGGAGUAUCCCUACGCGCUCGCAUUAGCCUUGCUCAGCAUAUUUUCUAUAUUUAUCGUUGAACUGGUGGCCUUCAGGUGGGGUACAGCCAAACUAGCGGCCCUCGGUAUGAGGCAUGAUACACACGGUCACGGUCUCGGCGCGCACGCUGCACAUGGACCUGAAGGUGUAAUAACGGGUGGCGACUCAAACUCUGAGAAGAUCAAGGGAGAUCUAGAAUCUGCCCAUGAUCAUGAGCACCCGGAUCUUGAUGCCACGGGGCAGAUCAUCGGUGUGUUCAUCCUAGAAUUUGGCGUAUUAUUGCAUAGUAUGCUCAUUGGUCUGACGCUGGCGGUCGACCCGGACUUUAAAAUCCUGUUUGUUGUCAUCAUAUUUCACCAAACCUUCGAAGGCCUUGGAGUCGGGACUCGUCUUGCUCACUUACAGCUUCCCUCGAAGUACAAUUAUGUAGCCAUAUGUGGCGCGCUGCUGUACGGAAUCACCACACCAUUAGGCAUUGCAGUCGGGCUUGGCGUUCAAACCACGUACAACCCAAACAGUACCACCGCCUCCAUCGUGAGUGGAGUGCUCGACUCACUGAGCGCGGGUAUCCUGUUGUACACUGGCCUCGUUGAGCUUCUUGCUCACGAGUUUAUCUUCAACAAAGAGAUGAUUAACGGGUCUAACAGACACGUUGCCUAUGCUAUCUCAUGCAUGCUUUUUGGAUGUGGGAUCAUGGCGCUCCUGGGGCGUUGGGCAUAACGGACAUUAUGUAAUAUAAGUCGAGAUUCGAGGCAUAUCUCCAAUAAGUGGACAAUGAGUGGACAAUGUAACAUGGCCCAUACGGUAACUAGCGGAGAAUAUAACCAGCGGAGUGAACGUAGUACAUAUGAGCGGAACUUACCGAAAUACAUGACAGGCGAAUUUAUCUUGAUCAGCCUGUCCAAGAGUAUGAGAACUUGAU